GGAUUUGCGUAUAAAUCACUCGGUCGGGUUAUGCUAAUCCGAGAUAUCCAAAACUAUUAGGUGAAGUUUUAACAGUCUCCAGGAUCACUUUUGGGCAACUCUGGUAAAUCCAAAAACUAGUCUUCGAGCCAUCGUGAUGGCAAUUCGCAAGCCAAAAAUGGUCUCAAGAGUCUUGUCUCACAGAGAGUUUGUGGGGCCGGACUGCAUGAGCAUCCACACUUCGCACCAUUCAGAGUUAUUCAUGACAGAAGACACGUCAUCCAUUUUGAAACUUUCUCACAAACAAACAUCUUAUAGGCAAGUGCGCCUGCAUAAGUAACCCAUAUCUCUGUUACUUGUGUCCUUAUCUUCCAUUUUUUCUAAGUCCUUUGAUAUUUCAACGUUCUCUGUUGAACCUGGCUCUCCCCUGAUCUCUUUGACCCUUCACUUUCCAUCAUCGAGCUCUUCGAUAACCAUGAAACAUUUGAGACCAUGACCAAGUGCUUGGUUGUGUAUGCUUAAACAUAGGAAGAUGAUUGUUACGUACCAAGAGAGUUACAUAAGGAAUUCAAGAGGAGUGCAGCAAUUCACUUGUAGAUGGAUGCCAUUCUCUUCUCCAAAAGCUCUUGUUUUCCUCUGCCAUGGGUAUGGCACAGAGUGCAGUGGAUUCAUGAGAGAAAUCGGAAUUAGACUAGCGGGAGCAGGAUAUGCUGUAUUUGGAAUCGACUAUGAAGGACAUGGACGCUCGUUGGGUGCUCGUUGUUACAUAAAGAAGUUUGAGUAUAUAGUAAAAGACUGCCAUGACUAUUUCAAGUCUGUUUGUGCGGAGGAAGAGCUCAGGGACAAAGGCAGAUUCUUGUAUGGGGAGUCCAUGGGAGGUGCAGUGUCACUACUUAUACACAAAAAGAAUCCAACCUUUUACAAUGGUGCUAUUCUUGUUGCUCCGAUGUGCAAGAUAUCGGAGAAGGUGAAGCCACACCCUGUAGUGAUUAACAUAUUGACCAGUUUUGAGGAGAUCAUUCCGAAAUGGAAGAUAGUCCCCACGAAAGACGUAAUUGAUUCUGCUUUCAAAGAUCCUGUUAAGAGGGAAAUGAUAAGGAAUAACAAGUUGAUAUACCAAGACAAACCUCGACUGAAAACUGCGCUAGAAAUGCUCAGAACUAGCAUGAGCCUUGAGCACACUUUACAUGAGGUGACAUUCCCAUUCUUUGUACUGCACGGUGAAGCUGAUACCGUUACUGACCCGGAAAUAAGCAAGGCGUUGUAUGAGAGAGCGAGCAGCAAAGACAAGACAAUAAAAUUGUACCCUGGAAUGUGGCAUGGAUUGACAUCAGGAGAGCCGGAAGAGAACGUUGCCCUAGUUUUCGCGGAUAUCAUCACCUGGCUUGACAAGCGCACUGGCGAAGGCAGUGCUAUUAAGGUUCAACCAUUUGAGGACGGCUUGGACAUGCUCGGUACUAAACCUGCAUCACCUACAAAUGUGAAUGUAAUUGAGAGAUUCACUACCUCUGCAUCGCCUGCAAAGAAAGGAACUUAUCUUUGUGGAUUGAAUGGACGUCGCUUGCUCCAUCUCUCUGCAAUGUAGGCUGAUCAUGGUGCUUGUUAAUGGCUGUUGUAAAGUGUUACUGUGUGAGAAGACACUUUGAAAUGUACAUUUGGAAAGGGAGAUGCAUGAUAAAUAUUUUUUGAUAAGAA
Tripterygium wilfordii is the source of this 1674-nucleotide messenger RNA. RefSeq names its product caffeoylshikimate esterase. Gene Ontology annotation, cellular component: membrane. The record is from RefSeq and is a predicted model, not a curated record. The transcript has 8 exons. Gene Ontology annotation, molecular function: lipase activity. Lineage: Eukaryota; Viridiplantae; Streptophyta; Magnoliopsida; Celastrales; Celastraceae. Bases 494 to 1564 code for a protein of 356 amino acids.